This is a messenger RNA of Prunus armeniaca (apricot), 414 nucleotides long. NCBI's taxonomy places the organism in Eukaryota, Viridiplantae, Streptophyta, Magnoliopsida, Rosales, Rosaceae. The record is from the annotation of a GenBank genome assembly.
AUGGUGUUGGGGUCAUUUGUCGGGUGUUGUGCUAAGCACAUGGGAUUGGCCCUAGAUCUUAAAUCAGCCCCGUUCGUCAACGCUAGAGUUCCCAAUUUCAAGAUGGGUUUGUUUCAGGUUGAUCAUAAGGGUAUUAAAAUGACCAGAAAGGGUACACCUAGGAUAUUCUUGUAUCGAAGAGUCGUGUUCAUGCAUAGGUUGGGCUUCACUGAGAAAGUGGUCCUCAAGGACACUGUGUUGUUUAAGGGAGGGAGAGGGGGAAACCAUGAGAUAGUUGAUAUGGAUACGGUGCCACACCUAUGCGCCCAAAGGAGCACAAAAAAUUUUGCCCUUGGUGUUUGGUUUGUUCAGAAAACUCUAGCAUUCGCUUGUGGUAGGGGAGUUAUGAUGUUAGUUAAGGAUGGAGGGAACUAA